Messenger RNA from Penicillium waksmanii, 1041 nucleotides. RefSeq lists its product as uncharacterized. NCBI's taxonomy places the organism in Eukaryota, Fungi, Ascomycota, Eurotiomycetes, Eurotiales, Aspergillaceae. The transcript is spliced from 6 exons. The record is from RefSeq and is a predicted model, not a curated record. The coding region runs from base 1 to 1041 and encodes 346 amino acids.
AUGGCUUCAACAUCGUCCGAUCACACGUGGACUUCCGGCGACUUCGAACACCCAAACGAGGAAUUACGAUGGUCUAUCACUGUCGGGCUUGUCUUUGCUUUUCUUCUCUCCACCGUCGCCGUCGGCCUCCGAUUCUUGGCCAGGCGAUUGGCGGGUGGUAGACUGUACCUGGAUGACUGGCUGAUGCUUGUCGCUUUGCUAUUCAAAUACGGAUGCUCAAUUGGAGUGACUACGCUUCUUUAUAAUGGCCUAGGCUCUCAUAUCGACACUAUCCCCCCGAAGAACCUUGAAUGGUAUUUUAAGGUUGCAUGGGCCAAUAACUUUGUAUAUCCAGGAUGCAUUGCCUUCAUCAAGCUAUCUAUUUUAGCGCUGUAUAAGCGAAUUUUUUCCACCAAAAAGAUGAAUUUGGCCGUUAACUUCAUGGCAUCGUUUGUUGUUGUCUGGAUGUUUGGUAACUUCAUUGCUGGUGCCAUAAACUGUCUUCCAGUACAAAAGUUCUGGGACCGUUCACUUGAGGGGGCUUGCAUGGAUAUUGCACCCUUUUCGUACGGACAGCAGAUUCCGAAUAUUCUUUCAGAUGCUAUCAUUCUUGUCAUGCCUCUCAAGGUGGUCUGGACUCUGCCGAUUCCCAAAUCCCAAAAGAUGAUGCUUUCCGGGGUUUUCAUUGUUGGAGGCCUGACUCUCAUCUUUGACUGCGUCCGACUGUGGCGUAUGAUUAUACUGUCACGUUCGGGCCCUGACAUCACGUUCAACCAAGCUCCCGUUGUCCUUUGGACCUGUGUCGAAGCGGCCGUUGGUAUUGUGGCUGCAUGCCUCCCCAACCUCAGACCCCUCUUCAAGAUUGGCCGACCUGGAUUCUGGUCCCAGCUUCGAUCUGGAAGCAAGGGGUCUGGAAAGUCUCACUUAAAUACGACGACGACCACCACCACGACAACAAGCUCAACAAAUAUGAGUGUCCAAAAGGGCCCUCUUGAUUCCCACGCGGCUCAACAAGGCGUUGAAAUCCACCGCUAUAGUGAUAUUGUCCGCGAAAAAUGUUAA